UGCAAGUAUUAUCCACUCGUUGAUUCUAAUUUGCUUCCACGUUGACUCACGAGUCAGGUCAGUCAAGCGUCGUGUGCACUGACAUUGUUAUGAACUUGUAACUUGGAUAUUUUAGCAAAACUUGAACAAAUUAAUCGUCUUAUCAAAACCCCGUGGUUUUUCCAUGCAACGUGACAUGAUCCCUUUCUACUUUCUCUCCUUACUUCUUAUUGCAUUGCCCGGUACUAGCUUGAAUUCUUCAAACGGUCCCAUAAACACCCGCGGCGCCUCUUCAAAUGCCACCUGCAACAGAUACGACCGCAACUGCUAUAGAUCGUCGUCAGGUAAUCAGCCUCCGCCGUCGCCGCCUCCUCCGCAGUCGCAGUCGCAGUCGCCGAAAUCGCGGUCGCCGCCUCCUCCGGAAUCGCAGUCGCCGCCUCCUCCGCAGUCGCAGUCACCUCCACCGCCGCCUCCUCUGCAUUCGCAGUCGCCGGAAUCGCUGUCUCUGCCCCCUCAGCAAUCGCAGUCGCCGUCUCCUCUGCAGUCGCAGUCACCUCCACCGAUAUCUUUGCCGCCUAUGCCUCAGUCACCACCGCCACCGUUAUCUUUGCCGCCUAAGCCUUCGCCCCCGCUGUCACCUUCGCCGCCUCCUUCGCUGCCAAGCUUGCUGACAAACAGAUCUGGAAGCAGCAAACCCUCAUCGAUGAUAAUCAUCGUUGGUAUUCUUGGUUCAGUUGCUUUCUGUUCGUUAGUUGUGGUUGUGGCCGGAUGCUUCUUUCGCAAGAGACUUCGAACAGUCAAAGAGAGAUACCACUCCAAACGACAAAAGAAAAAAGUUGGUAAUGAUAUGAAGAAAACUGUCGAGUCAUUGCAAUUUAGAUUGGGAACUAUUGAAACUGCCACGAACAAGUUUUCAGAUGAUAACAAAUUAGGUGAAGGAGGAUUUGGUGCCGUUUUCAAGGGCACACUUGGUAAUGGACAUGAAAUAGCAGUAAAACGGCUAUCGAAAAGCUCCACACAAGGUGUACAAGAAUUUCAGAAUGAGGUGGUAUUGGUAGCCAAACUUCAACACAGAAACCUGGUGAGGCUUCUGGGAUUUUGCUUGGAAGGAGAAGAAACCUUACUUGUCUAUGAAUAUGUACCCAACAAAAGUCUUGACAAAUUUCUAUUUGAACCCAAGCAACGAGAACAGUUGGAUUGGUCGAGACGUUGCAUGAUAAUAGGAGGAAUUGCUCGAGGAAUUUUGUAUCUUCAUGAAGAUUCUAGGCUUAGAGUUAUACAUCGUGAUUUAAAAGCCAGCAACAUCUUGUUAGAUGGUGAAAUGAAUCCAAAAAUAUCAGAUUUUGGGAUGGCUAAAAUGUUUGGAGUUGAUGGUCAAACUCAAGGAAAUACCGAAAGAGUCGUCGGAACUCUUGGUUAUAUGGCUCCAGAGUAUGCAAUAGAAGGAAUAUAUUCAGUAAAAUCAGACGUCUUUAGCUUUGGUAUACUCCUGCUUGAGAUCAUCACGGGAAGAAAGAACUUUUUAGGCUUUAACUGCCGUUUUCCUACACUUCUAGCACACGCUUGGCAAUCAUGGAAUGAAGGAAAAGGGUUGGAUUUGAUAGAUCCAAUACUGUCGAAAGAUUCAUGCAGGCUAGAUCAAGUUUUGAGAUACAUCCACAUUGGACUAUUGUGUGUUCAAGAGGAUGCAAACAGUAGGCCGACCAUGUCAUCAGUUGUUUUAAUGUUGAAAACUGAAACUAUUAGUCUUCCCAAACCUGAGCGACCGGCAUUUUUUACAGGAAGAUAUGCAAAUAUGCAGGAUCAACUAGCUGCUAAGAGUUGCACCAUCAAUGGUUUAACAAUUUCUGAUGAUCUUCCCCGUUAGGGAUAAAUUAUAAAUUAUAUGCUUGUAUAUACAGCCUAUGUCUCGCAUUCAACCCCUAUAUACAUACUUCUUGUUCAAGUGACAUUUUUUGUGAAACUGAGAAUGAAUUACGAAGUUAGACAAUUAAACUGUUGAACCUUUUUAUAUUAUUUAUUGUUAGAGUAAAGUAACAAAAUGUCUAAAUUUGUAAUGUUUUAGACUAGUGCAUGUCUUCGUUUGUAAUUAUUUUAGUUUAAGUUUGUC
Molecule: messenger RNA, 2089 nt
Organism: Pyrus x bretschneideri (Chinese white pear)
Lineage: Eukaryota; Viridiplantae; Streptophyta; Magnoliopsida; Rosales; Rosaceae
Product: cysteine-rich receptor-like protein kinase 44
Exons: 7
Coding region: 164-1846 (560 amino acids)
Biological process (GO): protein phosphorylation
Molecular function (GO): protein kinase activity; ATP binding
Source: RefSeq, a predicted model, not a curated record